CACACACAGUCCUGACUUUUCUUCUACUUGUUUCAUCCUCUUCUAUUUUUUUCCACAUCCAAUGCGCGGCGACUCGCUCGAUGAGCGGCUCGACUAUUACUAUGAGUUUGUCUCGCAAACCGUGCUGUCUCAGCAGGACCCCGUGAGCGGCCUGUUCCCGACCUGCCGUGCGUGGCCUGCGCACACGUCGCCCCACCAGCGCUGGUUUGUGCAGCAGCGAGCUCAACUCGCCCAGCAGCAGCAGCAGCAGCAGCAGCAGCAGCAGCAGCAGCAGCAGCAGCAGCAGCAGCAGAUUGCGACUCCGCAACCAGCAACCGCCGACGAUCCAACAACCGCCCCAGGAGCAGGAGCAGCAGCAGCAGCAGCAGCAGCAACAACAACAACACCAGCAACAGCAGCCCACCACGCGCAGCUGCACUUGGACACGACGAUCGCGGCGGCAGAGAACGAGCACGCGCAGUACCAGCGGCUGCUCGAUGCGGACGCGGCGGUCGAGGUGAGCCAGGACGCCUGGGUGCGCGACACCGUGUACACUUCCAUGUGCAUCUGGGGCCUUGCGAUUGCGAUGCGGAAGCGGCACGACGAAGGGACGCGGGCCCGGGCGUACGAGCUCGAGCAGUCUGCCGUCAAGGUGAUGCGCGGCCUGCUGUUUGCCAUGAUGCGCCAGGCCGACAAGGUCGAGCGAUUCAAGCAUAGCCAGUCUGCAAUGGACGCGCUCCAUGCAAAGUACAACCUGCACAGCGGCGCGUCGGUCGUCAAGGACGCAGAGUGGGGUCAUCUCCAGAUUGAUGCCACUUCGCUGUACAUCCUGACGCUGGCACAGAUGACCACCGCGGGCUGCCACAUCAUCUACACGCUGGACGAAGUCGCGUUCAUCCAGAACCUCGUCUACUACAUCCAGGCCGCCUACCGCACGCCAGACUAUGGCAUCUGGGAGCGCGGCGACAAGACUAACCACGGCUUGCCAGAGCUCAACGCCAGCUCCAUUGGCAUGUCCAAGGCCGCCCUCGAAGCCAUCAACAAUGUCGACUUGUUUGGAUCGAGUGGAGGCCCCAACUCGGUCAUCCAUGUGCUGCCGGACGAAAUCAGACGAAGCAACGCAUCGCUUUCUUCACUGCUGCCGCGCGAGUCCAUCUCGAAGGAAGUGGACGCUUCGCUGCUGAGCGUGAUUAGCUUUCCCGCGUUCGCCGUGGAAGACGAGCGUCUGUCCGAGCUCACCCGCAGCCGCAUCAUUCGCAAGCUGAAAGGCAGGUACGGAUGCAAGCGCUUUUUGCGCGAUGGCUACCGAACGGUGGUCGAAGACACGCAACGCCUCCACUACGAUCCGGCCGAGCUCAAAGUGUUUGAGAACAUUGAGUGCGAGUGGCCAGUGUUUUUCGUCUACCUGAUCCUGGACGGCAUUAUUUGUGGCAACACGCGACAAGUGCAAGAGUACAAGGCGCUCCUCCAGCCGUUGUUGAUAUACGACGACAACGGCUUCCCCCUUGUGCCCGAGCUCUUCUACGUUCCUUCCGACCGCGUGGAAGCAGAGCGAGCACAGCCUCACUCCCAAACCCGGCUCCCGAGUGCAAAGCUGCCUCUGAACUGGGCGCAGUCACUCUUCAUUCUGGGGUGCCUUCUCGAUGAAGGGCUUCUUGCGAUUGGUGAGAUCGACCCGCUCCAUCGCCGGCAUUCAACCGUUCCGCGCCCGGACUUGGUGGUGCAAGUGGCUCUCGUUUCCGCAGACCAAGAAACGCAGCGCAUUCUUGAAAGUUUUGAAAUUGAAUCGCAACUUCCCCAUGAAGUCCCUCUGCAAAUCAUCAAGGCGCACGACUUGAACGAGGCUUACAGCGACAUGGGUCGCUGCGAUGCGCUGGGCCUCACAGGCCGUCUGCAGGAAAGCAUGGGCUCGCUCAGCACCAGCAAAGUGUAUGCCAUUCGCGAUCGACUCUACGUGUUUACACCGCAGUUUUCCGAGCACAACAGCUUUUACAUGUCCUUGGACGACGUGUAUAUUGUCGAGGAAAUCAAGGCCUAUUUGUCGUAUCUCCGUGCCAACUGGCGACUGGUGGGGCGUCCCACAAUGACGCUUCUUCUCGAACGCAGUGCACUUGGCGACCAUCCAAGCCCGACGAGCGCGUCCAUCAGCCUCUUUCGCAGCCUGCAAACCGGCACCUGCGAAGGUGUGCGUGCUCGUCUGGCGCCUUUGUCGCAGCUUCUCACCACGUCGUGCGUCGAGCGCCUAGGCUUCUUGGACGACUCUGCGUUUGAAUUUUCGCCGCGCUCUAUCGUGCAGCGAGCAAUCCCGCGGCUAAAGUUUGAUCUCGAAGAGACGCGCAGGCUGUUCAAUGUCGAUUUAGUCGAUUCUUCCGAACGACGCGAAAACUCUCAACGGACCAGCGUGACGGGUGUGAUGCUCCGCAGUCGCCGUGUACAAACGCAAGAGCCAAGCUCACAGGCUGGCGUUGACGACGAUCGCAUUCUGCAAGAGCUGCGACAGUCCAGCACGCUGCAAGAUCAGAUUGACAUUUUACACCAUCUGGCAGUCAAACACGGUUUGCAGUUUGACACGCGGCUGCUUGAUGCCGAUCAGGCUGCUGGCCCACUGACAACGGCGGCGGCUGCAGCUGCCGCAACUGCCAGUCCUGGCAUGUCCACGCUGGCCGCAAGCGCCUUGUCACCCAUCACUGUCGAGAAGCUUCUUCAGGAAGUCUACGAGCGAGCUGGCCAAAUGAAGCUGUGGUCGAUUGUCCGUCAUGCCGCCGGUCUGCUCCGCAAGCGCGUCGACACUCUUGCCCAAGCCGUCACACAGCUGUUGCUGCGACAAAAGCAUGUUUCGGUGGGCGUUGCGCCGACGGAGCAGUUCAUUCCCGCGCCGCUGCCACCGGAAGACAUCAACAAGAUGAUCCACAGCUCAUGCGGCCACAAUGUCAGCAUGGCCGUGCUGACGCAGGAGAUUCUCUUGUAUCUCAACAUGUUCAUUCGAACCGAGCCCGUCCUUUUCAGCGAAAUUUUGCGAUUGCGCGUUGGUCUGAUUAUCCGCGUGAUGGCUUUGGAGCUGUCUGCGGGCAAUCCUGGUGUCAAUGCCGACGAGCAAGACUUUGAGCGGCUGAUGCGCCUGUCUCCCUUUGAAGUGAAGCAGUUGCUGCAUCAGAUCUUGAGCGGCAGCGAACCAUUCCGUGCUCAGCAGCAGCAGGCGUCACAAGCUUCCUCCUCUGCUGCUGCUGCUACUGCUGCUGCCGAUGGACUCGUGCGGCCGUUGCAAAACCAGAUUUCGGAGAAUGCGCCAGGAGCCAGCUCGGGCUUUGCAAGUCGCCAAGACUCGGAAUUGCCCAGCCAUCCAGGCCAGCACGCCGAUCUCGAAAUCGAGGCGCUGAUUGCUAUGAACCAAGAGUCGAGCGCUGGUAGCACUGGCCCCGUCAAUCAACGCGGACAGUGGAUCCGUCGCCGCCGGAUUGACGGCACGUUGAACCGAGUCCCGGUCAAGUUCUACCCGAAGGUGUGGCGCGUGCUGGAGCGCUGCACGGCCAUCGAGACCCAUGGCUAUGUGCUCCCGCACCACCCUACCGUGCAGGAAAUGACACCGGGCGAGCUCAAGUUUGCCUUGCGCGUCGAAUCCAUGCUCAGCAGCAUUUCCUUGCCAGAAUACCGCCAAAUAGUUGUGGAGACGCUGAUGAUUGUGUCGCUCGUGGUCGAAAAGCUGCUCAACUGGCGCCUCGAAGAUUUUAUUCACGUUGACCGCGUGAUCGACAAGGCAGUGGAUCUCUUUGCCAUCGAGCUGAACGACCGCCGCCACAAGGUCUAUUUGCGCCACUACGAGCUCAAGCAACUUCCCUUCAUCCCUCCCGCCUCACUGACCACCACUCAACUCCGCGAGGCCUUUUACGACUCUGCGCCCAGCGGUCGCUACGGCACCAUGACGUAUCUCGCCAAGGCUGUUCGCGAAAUGUACAGCCACUCUUUCGAGAGCUCUAAUUGCGUCACUUCUUGAAGCGCGCGAGUUGCGAAUGGUGUUUUGUUGUUGUUGCCGUUGUUGUGAAUGCUGUUGUUGUUGCUGUUGUUGUUGAUGAUGUUCAGAAUUUGAUUGUGGUGUUCUUUCCUUGUCUGUUUGUUUGAUUGCUUGUUUGGCUGUUGCCACUUCUUGUCUGGCUGUCUGUGCUGCCACGGAUGAAAAUCAGAUGGAAAAUCCUGAAAAUCGCAAUUUUCAAC
This is a messenger RNA of Capsaspora owczarzaki ATCC 30864, 4188 nucleotides long. RefSeq lists its product as hypothetical. Lineage: Eukaryota; Filasterea; Ministeriida; Capsasporidae. Gene Ontology annotation, cellular component: phosphorylase kinase complex. The record is from RefSeq and is a predicted model, not a curated record. The transcript is spliced from 3 exons. Gene Ontology annotation, biological process: glycogen metabolic process. Gene Ontology annotation, molecular function: calmodulin binding. Bases 62 to 3970 code for a protein of 1302 amino acids.